CAGCGAAUCAUUUUGUUUAGUUAAAGCUGAGCAUCCCAGUUUCUAUUUUCCACUAAUGUUCCAUUUUUACGCUUAACAUAAAUUUAAAAAAAAUUCAAUCUAUUGUUAUGGUAUUCAAAUAAGAAUAUACUUGGUGUCAAUUCGACGAACACUCCAGGGAAAUUUGCAUUUUCUCUUAGUUUACAUUUAGCCUGAAAAAUAGACUAUAAAUUUGUUAUAUAAUUAGGUCAGAAGAGAAACUAUAUUUUUUGGAGAACUGCAUGCUAAACAAUACGUUUUGCCAUUUUCAGUCCAGCCAUUAGAAUUAGUUCACUUCUACUUUUAGAAAUUGUUCCACCACACUACAUACUACUGGCGUGAAACUAUUUUUCAUAUUCUAUCUCAUAUUUUACGAAUUUGGUAUUAAAACUCGUGUUAUUUUUAAAGUCUUUUUAAAGGUAGGAUAGGAUGGAGUAUACUUCAUUGAUUUAUCCCAUGAUUUGAAGUAAACACUUUUAUUAUCCGAUCACUAAAACUUUAUCCAUAUUUAACAUUGAUCGCUAAUUUCCAACGUGAAGAAACAACAACACUAAAAGUAUGCAUUAAAAUAAAAAUCAAAACUAGGGCCUAUAAAUUGUGGGCUGGUAGGUACUUUUAUCUUUUCACAGUUAGUCCAUAAAAGUGCUAUAUAUACACCCCAACAAUUCCCAUUUCUUCAUUAUCUAAUCCAUAGUUAGAAUGGCAAUCUCCAAAGACAACCUCAACACCCCAAAAUCUCACUAUGCAUCACAAAUCAUGCUCAGAAUAUUGGCCAUUGCAACUACCCUCUCUGCUGCAUGCCUAAUGAUCACCAACAAGCAAGCCACGCUUGUCUUCGGAAUCCAAGUCGAUGCCCGUUACUCUUAUUCCCCCGCUUUCAAGUUUUACGCAUUCGCAAAUAUUGUUGCGUUUGCACUGUCAGUUUUGUCACUGAUUGCCGUGUUCUUGAUGGAGAGAAAGCCACUCAACUCAACCUACUACUUCUGCUUAUUCCUCCAUGACUUGAUGAUUACUGUUUUGUUAAUGGCUGGAUUAGGGGCCGCGAUGGCGAUUGCAUAUGUGGGCAAAUUCGGCAACUCCCACACCGGUUGGAUGCAGAUUUGUGAUCAUUUUGGCAAGUUUUGCAACACAGUAAUUGCUUCUUCAGUUGUUGGAUUCUUGGGACUUUUUGUUUAUUUAAUCCUCACUAUCGUCUCCGCUAACCAAUCAAGGAAAAUCCCACCUUCAAUUUAAAGCUAGAUUUCUCUAUGUAAUAUUAAUUGUGUUGA
Salvia splendens (bonfire salvia) is the source of this 1286-nucleotide messenger RNA. Its product is annotated as CASP-like protein 1F2. Bases 718 to 1251 code for a protein of 177 amino acids. Lineage: Eukaryota; Viridiplantae; Streptophyta; Magnoliopsida; Lamiales; Lamiaceae. The record is from RefSeq and is a predicted model, not a curated record. The transcript has 3 exons.